Molecule: messenger RNA, 987 nt
Organism: Protobothrops mucrosquamatus (brown spotted pit viper)
Lineage: Eukaryota; Metazoa; Chordata; Lepidosauria; Squamata; Viperidae
Product: ADP-ribosylation factor-like protein 6
Exons: 4
Coding region: 53-310 (85 amino acids)
Biological process (GO): protein localization to cilium; vesicle-mediated transport; cilium assembly
Cellular component (GO): cytoplasm; axoneme
Molecular function (GO): GTPase activity; GTP binding
Source: RefSeq, a predicted model, not a curated record
CAGAGAUUGUCAGGCCAUUAUUUUUGUCAUUGACAGCAGUGACAUACUAAGAAUGGUUGUGGCCAAGGAAGAACUUGACACUCUCUUGACUCAUCCAGAUCUUAAACACCGCCGAAUACCAGUUCUCUUCUUUGCAAAUAAGAUGGAUCUUAGAGAUGCUGUUUCCUCUGUUAAAGUCUCUCAUUUACUGACAUUAGAGAACAUCAAAGACAAGCCAUGGCAAAUCUGUGCUAGUGAUGCUCUUAAAGGAGAAGGGUUACAAGAAGGUGUGGACUGGCUGCAAGAUCAGAUCCAAAUAAUGAAGACAUGACAAGCUAAUGAACUAAUGGAAAUAUUAAAGAUAAUUUAUAGAUACUGAAGGCCUUGGAGACAAAAACUUUAGGCCUGUGUGUUUUCUUGUGUUGGUUUUCAUAAAAGCCUUUAAAAAUAAAAUAGUAUUUUGCUAAUAGUUCAUAAUGGCCAUAAUGUGACCAGAGAUUUAGGUGUGGUCAAAUAAAACAAUGAAGUAAUUGUAUAUUAUUCAAAAACCUUUGGUAUAUUUUAUUUAAUUUUUAGUUAGAUGCCUUAGGGAAAUGCAUAUUGUUAUCUUAACAAAAAUGAUUUCUGAAAAGCUUUGCAUAGUGUCUUACAUUCAAAACUUCACACUGGCCAUGUCUCUUUCUGAACUAAAAUUAGAUUUAAAUUUAAUAGUCACAAGAAAGAACAAAUGCUGUAAAACUUAAGCUAGUGCACUUCUUGUUCUUUCAAAAAAAAAUUCCUACAGCUGGGAAGACUAUUUUUGUCCUUUUUCUUCCCCAUCCCUCAUUUUUUUUAUCAUCAUGUUAUAUUGUCUAGCCCACAGAUGAUAGUUUAUUCUAACUCUUGUGUAUAAAAUAAUUUCAAACCAUAGUUUGAAAUUUUACUUUAUAAACCUGUUUUAUGUAACAAAGCAUUGGGAAAGAAGAUAAUUAAGAGUUAAGAAAAAAUGGAAGGUUAUUUUUUCAGACA